AUGACAUUGGCGAUCAGAACGUAUAUGAUAGGAUUUCUAAGAGGAUCUCGAAAAAUCAGCAAUUUCUGCUGGGCCUUUAUCCUUUUUUUAGGUUCAUUAGGGUUUUUAUUGGUUGGAACUUCCAGUUAUCUUGGUAGGGAUUUGAUACCUUUAUUUCCGUCUCAGCAAAUAAUUUUUUUUCCACAGGGGAUCGUAAUGUCUUUCUAUGGGAUUGCCGGUCUCUUUAUUAGCUCCUAUUUGUGGGGCACAAUUUUGUGGAAUGUAGGUAGCGGUUAUGAUCGAUUCGAUAGAAAAGAAGAAAUAGUGUCUAUUUUUCGUUGGGGGUUUCCUGGAAAAAAUCGUCGAAUCUUCCUACGAUUCCUUAUGAAAGACAUUCAGUCCAUCAGAAUAGAAGUUAAAGAGGGUAUUUAUGCACGUCGUGUCCUUUAUAUGGAAAUAAGAGGCCAAGGGGCCAUUCCCUUGACUCGUACAGAUCAGAAUCUGACCCCACGAGAAAUUGAGCAAAAGGCUGCCGAAUUGGCCUAUUUCUUGCGUGUACCAAUUGAAGUUUUUUGA
Cucumis sativus (cucumber) is the source of this 555-nucleotide messenger RNA. Lineage: Eukaryota; Viridiplantae; Streptophyta; Magnoliopsida; Cucurbitales; Cucurbitaceae. The record is from the annotation of a RefSeq genome assembly.